Messenger RNA from Conger conger (European conger), 4633 nucleotides. It is a transcript of the gene mios, whose product is annotated as missing oocyte, meiosis regulator, homolog (Drosophila). The coding region runs from base 331 to 2958 and encodes 875 amino acids. Gene Ontology annotation, cellular component: cytoplasm. Gene Ontology annotation, biological process: cellular response to amino acid starvation; positive regulation of TORC1 signaling. The transcript has 11 exons. Lineage: Eukaryota; Metazoa; Chordata; Actinopteri; Anguilliformes; Congridae. Gene Ontology annotation, molecular function: protein binding. The record is from RefSeq and is a predicted model, not a curated record.
AACACACCGUUUAUUGCAGUGCUGGAUGUAAUAAAAAAGUGAAAUUAAACAUAAUAUAAGUAAUAAUUUAGAUGUAUAUAUGUGUGUGUAUACCAUUGCGCUGCAUAGCAUUGUUUACAUGCUAAGAACGAAUAUACUGAAUGGUAUUUAGCUAAGUUGACUAGCUUGUGUUAGCUAGCCUAACUUGCUAACGUUAGUCGUGAAUAGCCAGUUUAGUUAUCUUUUAGCUGUUAGCUAGUUGCUAUUGCAAUGCAGAGACGAAAACAAGAUAUAAAGAUGUAGCCUUAAUGAAGAUUCCCUGGCAAUAGCAUCUAAUUUUUAAUUAGCAUAAUGAGUGGCUCCAAGCCAGAUAUAUUGUGGUCUCCACAUCAUGUGGACCGUUUUGUCAUCUGUGACUCGGAGCUCAGCCUGUACCGGAUCGAAUCUGUGGGCAGCGCUGAGACCAAGGCCGGGGUGCUCCCGCUGUCCGAGGAGACUGCGGCCACGCUGCUGGCCAUCAACUCGGACACGCCCUACAUGAAGUGCGUGGCCUGGUACCCCAAGCACGAGCCCGAGUGCCUGCUGGCGGUGGGGCAGGCCAACGGGCGCGUGGUCCUCACCAGCCUGGGCCAGAGCCACAACACCAAGUGCAAGGACCUGAUGGGGAAGGAGUUUGUGCCCAAGCACGCUCGCCAGUGCAACACGCUCGCCUGGAACCCCAAUGAGAGCAACUGGCUGGCAGCCGGCCUGGACAAACACCGGGCCGACUUCUCCGUGCUCAUCUGGGACAUCAGCAGCAAGCUGGCCCCCGAGGCUUCCGUGGCCACGGAGAAGAUCCGGCUGACGUCGGGCGACACGGACUCGGGCCAGGUGGUGACCAAGCCGCUGUACGAGCUGGGGCAGAACGACGCCUGCCUGUCGCUCUGCUGGCUCCCGCGCGACCAGAAGCUGCUGCUGGCCGGCAUGCACCGCAACCUGGCCAUCUUCGACCUGCGCAACACCAGCCAGAAGAUGUUCGUCAACACCAAGGCCAUCCAGGGCGUGACGGUGGACCCGCACUUCCCCGAGCGCGUGGCCUCCUUCUUCGAGGGCCAGGUGGCCAUCUGGGACCUGCGCAAGCUGGAGAAGCCCGUGCUGACGCUCAGCGAGCAGCCCAAGCCGCUCACCAAGGUGGCCUGGUGCCCCACGCGGACGGGCCUGCUGGCCACGCUGACGCGCGACAGCAACAUCGUGCGUCUGUACGACAUGCAGCACGCGCCCACGCCCAUCGGAGACGAGACGGAGCCCACCAUCAUCGAGCGCAGCGUGCAGCCCUGCGACGCCGUCAUCGGCAGCUUCGCCUGGCACCCGUCCUCGCAGAAUCGCAUGGUGGCCGUGUCGCCCAACCGCGCCAUGACCGACUUCACCGUGUUCGAGCGCAUCUCGCUGGCCUGGAGCUCCACCUCCUCGCUGAUGUGGGCGUGCGGGCGCCACCUGUACGAGUGCGUGGAGGAGGGCGGGGAGGGCGGGGCGGCCCAGCGCGACAUCGCCACCAAGAUGAGGCAGCGCGCCCAGUCCCGGUACGGCCACGACACCAUGCAGGUGUGGAGGAACCACCUCCUGGCCGGAGGAGACGACCCGCAGCUCAAGUCCCUGUGGUACACGCUCUACUUUAUGAAACAGUACACUGAGGAUCUGGAGCAGAAGCAGCAGGGGAACAAGCAGCCUCUGGUGUAUUCUGGCAUCAAGAACAUUGUCAGGUCGUCCUCUGGCACGACGGAGAGCCGGCGGUGCUGGAGCGGUUCGGACAGACAGACGGACGCGGCGCGGUUCCACAGCGAGGAGCGGAGCCUGGCUCUGCAGCUGUGCGGCUGGAUCAGGCGCGGCCCGGAGAUCGACGUGGAGCCCUUCCUCAAGUCCCUGGAGCAGGAGGGCGAGUGGGAGCGUGCGGCCGCCGUCGCCCUCUUCAACCUGGACAUCCGCCGGGCCAUCCAGAUCCUCAACAAGGGCGCGUCCUCCGAGAAAGGGGACCUGAACCUGAACGUGGUUGCCAUGGCGCUGUCGGGAUACACGGACGAGAAGAACUCCCUGUGGAGAGAGAUGUGCAGCUCAUUGAGGCUCCAGCUUAACAACCCCUACCUCUGCGUGAUGUUCGCCUUCCUCACCAGCGAGCCAGGGGCCUAUGACGCCGUGCUGUAUGAGAGCAGUGUGGCAGUCAGAGACAGGGUGGCCUUCGCCUGUAUGUUCCUCAGUGACUCCCAGUUGCCCCGCUACAUUGAGAAGCUGACCAAUGAGAUGAAGGAGGCGGGGAACCUGGAGGGCAUCCUGCUGACAGGGCUGACUAAGGACGGGGUGGACCUGAUGGAGAGCUAUGUAGACCGCACCGGGGACGUUCAGACCGCCAGCUUCUGCAUGCUCAAGGGCUCUCCUGGGGAGGUGGUGAAGGACCCGCGUGUUCAGUGCUGGAUCGAGAACUACCGCAACCUGCUGGACGCCUGGAGGUUCUGGCACAAGAGAGCCGAGUUUGACAUCCUCCGCAGCAAACUGGACCCCAGCUCAAAGCCCCUUGCACAGGUUUUCGUGAGCUGUAACUUCUGUGGGAAGUCCAUCUCCUACAGUUGCUCGGCGAUGCCGCACCAGGGGCGUGGCUUCAGCCAGUAUGGGGUGAGCGGCUCACCCACCAAGUCAAAGGUCACCAGCUGCCCGGGGUGCCGCAAGCCCCUCCCCCGCUGCGCCCUGUGCCUGAUGAACAUGGGCACGCCCGUGUCCAGCUGCCCAGGUACGGGUAAGUCCGACGAAAAGGUGGACCUCAGUAAGGACAAGAAGCUGGCCCAGUUCAACAACUGGUUCACCUGGUGCCACAACUGUCGCCAUGGAGGCCACGCAGGCCACAUGCUCAGCUGGUUCAGAGACCACACAGAGUGCCCCGUUUCUGCCUGCACCUGUAAGUGCAUGCAGCUGGACACCACUGGGAACCUGGUGCCUUCGGACAGCGCGUAGUCGACCUGACGAGUCGUCCCUCUCCCUGUCCCUCUCCCCCUGUCCCUCCCUCUGUCCCUCUCCCCCUGUCCCUCCCUCUGUCCCUCCCCCUGUCCCUCCCCCUGUCCCUCUCUCCCUGUCCCUCUCUCUGUCCCUCUCUCUGUCCCUCUCUCUGUCCCUCCCUCUGUCCCUCCCUCUGUCCCUCCCUCUGUCCCUCUCCCUCUGUCCCUCCCUCUGUCCCUCCCUCUGUCCCUCUCUCUGUCCCUCUCCCUCUCUCCCUGUCCCUCUCUCCCUGUCCCUCUCUCUCUGUCCCUCUCUCUGUCCCUCCCUCUGUCCCUCUCCCUGUCCCUCUCCCUGUCCCUCUCUCCCUGUCCCUCUCCCCCUGUCCCUCUCUCUGUCCCUCUCUCUGUCCCUCUCUCUGUCCCUCCCUCUGUCCCUCUCCCCCUGUCCCUCUCCCCCUGUCCCUCCCUCUGUCCCUCCCUCUGUCCCUCUCCCUGUCCCUCUCUCCCUGUCCCUCUCUCCCUCUUCCCCUGUCCCAGGCACUGCUCCCAACACUGACAACUCCCGAGCUUCCUGUCGAACUGCUGUGUUUAUUUCAGCAGAUCGCUUUUGUUCAGCAGACUGCUUCCUUGGAUGCAAAAGGGACAGAGCGGCAUUUGCUGAGAGAGCCAUUGUCUUAUUGAUGUGCUGUGAGCCAGGUGCUUUAGGGGGACAUGUUGGCCAAACACAAGGUGUCAGUAUACCAACAUCAUAUCAGUGGCUUUUUGGUUUCAUGUUACCAACAUUUUGAGUUCUAUGCCUUUGCUGCUGAGAGCAGCAUCCAUAUGCUGUCAAUCAUGCCUGUAUAUACAGUGGCUUGGUUGGUUGGUUAUUCCUCUUCACAUCGCAUCAAAAUCCAGAUAGAUUUAUAAAUGUAUUAUGCCGUUUUGACAAACCUAAAUAAACCUAUUGACGUUUUGGUGCUAGUGUAAUAUUAUACAACUAAUGCACACUGAUGCAAUAGUGUUCUCUAACUUCCUAUAGUUUUGUUUGAUGAGUGUAGGGGGACAUCUUUGUAACAGGAUGUGAUGUGUCUGAUUGACCAAUAAGCAUACGCAAGUCUGAUCAGCAGCUGUAGGUAGGUUUGUUUUCACAGCGUGUUGAGCUCUGCGUGGCUCAAAGAUGUCCCUCCUUUUCUUUUUUUUAUUGUGAAUAGGGUAUUUUGUUACAGUACAUCUGGAAAUGGUUUUUUCACUAAUAUAAUCACUCACAGAUUUGCAAACACUUGUGGAAUACUGUUGGCCAUAGUAGUUGACCCACAGUUUCUGAAAUGCAUAAAUAUAAUAUGGACAUAGUGGAAUAGGAACAGGAGCCAAAAAAUGAGAUAAGCCUAUCAAUCAAUGUGACUGAUAUAUGCUUCGAUAUUUUGUAAUAUUAAGUGUAAUUAACACAUACUUAAUUGCCCGCUAUAUGUCAUGGAACAUUUCUGUAACCCAGACCAACUAACCAUAUUCUUAAGGAUUGUUCUUUUCGAAGCAUUUUUCAAUCCAUGGUACACAAAAGAUAUCUAUGUCCAUAUGUCUAUUUAGCAAAAAACAUGAAUUUUGAAUUCAGUAUUUCUUUUAAAUAUUGUUGCAACAUUUCCAAAAUACAGUGUAAAUACUUGAAUUCAAUUGCCUACGAAUCAUUUGAAAUAAAAUAUAUUUGACAUAUUAAA